AUGGCAUUUACAUUUAAGUCUAACGAAACAAUUGAUUCAAGAAACUGCGAUUUCAUUAAUCUCAAUACAAUGGACAACAAUAUCGUAAUCGACAAAAUAAAUAUAAUAAACCUUUACCAAGAUACAAACCAGGUGAUUUCAACUUAUGAAGGAUUACUCAUGAUGGAAAACACUAAAGAAAAGGGAACUGAUCCGGAAAAUACUAAACUUCAGUAUCUCUAUAAUACUCCUCAAGAACAAUUUCAGCAAAAGUUUAAUGAAAUGUAUCAAAAUAGCCGCCGUAAUCGUAAUAACUUAUUAAUACCUAUUGAGUGGCUAUCGCAUGAUAAUCCUACUGCAGCAGCUAACCUUAUACUACAAAGGGACGACAUAAUCGCAAAACAUAUCGAUGGAAGUUUCCAAAUUGCACCUUGCAAAUCGAACAACCCCGAAUUGAAGUCAAUAAAAUUUGCCAGUGGCAUCACCGAUCACUUUGAGAUUGAAAGAAUAAAUACUGAGCUGGAAAUCUUAUCAUAA
Messenger RNA from Loa loa (African eye worm), 516 nucleotides. RefSeq lists its product as hypothetical. The transcript has a single exon. Lineage: Eukaryota; Metazoa; Nematoda; Chromadorea; Rhabditida; Onchocercidae. Bases 1 to 516 code for a protein of 171 amino acids. The record is from RefSeq and is a predicted model, not a curated record.